Venturia canescens is the source of this 474-nucleotide messenger RNA. RefSeq names its product pre-mRNA-splicing factor 38B-like. The record is from RefSeq and is a predicted model, not a curated record. Lineage: Eukaryota; Metazoa; Arthropoda; Insecta; Hymenoptera; Ichneumonidae. Bases 1 to 474 code for a protein of 157 amino acids. The transcript is spliced from 2 exons.
AUGAGGAAGGAGAGGCUGAGAGGACGAGGCACGAGAAGACGUGAGGACGAGGACCGAGAGGACAAGGAAGGAGAGGUCGAGAGGACGAGGGACGAGAAGACCACAAGGGUACAGAGAACAGGAGAGAGAGAGAGAGAGAGAGAGGACGGAAAGACGACAGGUCGGGAGGACGAGGGCCGAGAGGGCAAGGAAGGAGAGGUCGAGAGGACGAGGACGAAGAGGAUGAGGAAGGAGAGGCUGAGAGGACGAGGUACGAGAAGACGUGAGGAUGAGGAACGAGAAGAAGAGAGUCGAGACAAUGACACGAGAGGACGAGAACGACCGGACGAUCGGGCGAAAAGGAACCAACGGAAGCACGAGGGGACACGAGAGGGAGAGAAGACGAGAACCGAGACGAGGACGAGAAGCGAGAGGACAUGGAAUGAGAGUACGAGGGAACGAGCCGAUGAAAAUAUAUGUGGGAUGAAGAGAUGA